This is a messenger RNA of Acytostelium subglobosum LB1, 291 nucleotides long. RefSeq lists its product as hypothetical. Gene Ontology annotation, cellular component: mitochondrial membrane. Gene Ontology annotation, biological process: regulation of heme biosynthetic process. The record is from RefSeq and is a predicted model, not a curated record. NCBI's taxonomy places the organism in Eukaryota, Evosea, Eumycetozoa, Acytosteliales, Acytosteliaceae. The transcript is spliced from 4 exons. Bases 1 to 291 code for a protein of 96 amino acids.
AUGGUUCUUACAUUCAUCUACGCAUUGUUAUUGGUAUUGGGAGGCGUCAUUGGAUACCUCAAGGCUGGCAGCACUAUGUCACUGGUGAUGGGUGUCGCCUCUGGUGCUGCAGUGGCAUACUGUGCAAUGCUCGAGAACAGAAAGCUUGGAAACCAAUUGAUAUUGGUGAUUGCAUCUGGACUGUUGGUGUUCAUGGGAAUGCGUUUCUACAACUCUGGCAAGUUCAUGCCAGCUGGUUUGGUGACAGUCAUGUCAGCUGUUAUUGUUGUCCGUUCAUACAUGGCACUUUAA